Messenger RNA from Humulus lupulus (European hop), 876 nucleotides. RefSeq names its product glycine cleavage system H protein, mitochondrial. NCBI's taxonomy places the organism in Eukaryota, Viridiplantae, Streptophyta, Magnoliopsida, Rosales, Cannabaceae. Gene Ontology annotation, biological process: protein lipoylation; glycine decarboxylation via glycine cleavage system. The record is from RefSeq and is a predicted model, not a curated record. The transcript is spliced from 4 exons. Gene Ontology annotation, cellular component: cytoplasm; mitochondrion; glycine cleavage complex. The coding region runs from base 145 to 642 and encodes 165 amino acids.
GGCAUUGGAGAGGUCAUAGGAUGAGGCUUUCGCUGCUCACCAUUCAUCCAAGAUAAAACCAAGCGAUCAUAUAAACUCAUCGUCUCUUCAACAUUUCCCUUUGUACUCAAAACGAGAGAGAGAUUAAGUAAAAGAACGAGAGAAAUGGCACUGAGAAUGUGGGCUUCUUCUACAGCCAAUGCUCUCAAAAUCUCUUGUGCUUCCAAAGCUCAUCUCUCCCCUGCAUUUUCUCUCUCUAGAUGCUUCUCAACGGUUUUGGAUGGUUUGAAAUAUGCAACUUCACAUGAGUGGGUGAAACAUGAAGGCUCAGUGGCUACAAUUGGCAUUACUGACCAUGCUCAGGACCAUCUUGGAGAAGUUGUGUUUGUGGAUCUCCCAGAAACUGGUGUGUCUGUCUCCGGUGGUAGCAGCUUUGGAGCUGUGGAGAGUGUCAAAGCCAGCAGUGAUAUAAAUUCCCCAAUCUCUGGUGAGGUUGUUGAGGUUAACUCCAACCUUACUGGAAAACCUGGCUUGAUCAACACAAGCCCAUAUGAAGAAGGAUGGAUGAUCAAGGUGAAGCCAAGCAAUCCCUCAGAGUUAGAAUCAUUGUUGGGUGCUAAGGAAUAUACAAAGUUCUGUGAGGAGGAAGAUGCUGCACACUAGUAGUUCAUUAUAUAUGCAAGUGCAUUACUCUUGGAUGUAUACUUUUGCUGCCCAAGAAGAAAAAAAGAAGUCAGAGAAGAAAAAUCUUGGAUCCUAACUAAUUGGCAGCUCUUUUAAGAUUGUUGUAAUUUGCUAUUUUCCUUGGAGUUUUUAUUCUCUUUGUUACACUUUCUCUGCAUCUUCAUGUAAGUAAUCCGUUCAUGAUUUGUCCAUUUACAUUAUUGGCUUAUUAUC